Messenger RNA from Petromyzon marinus (sea lamprey), 1718 nucleotides. Lineage: Eukaryota; Metazoa; Chordata; Hyperoartia; Petromyzontiformes; Petromyzontidae. The record is from RefSeq and is a predicted model, not a curated record.
UGCGUCCCUUUGGUCCGUCGGCCACCUCCUCUGCCACCGCGGCUGUUGGCGGCGGCGCAGGCGGCGUGCGCGGUGCUGAGCGACGCCACGGGGCCCUUCGCGGUGUGCCACGGCGCCGUGCCGCCCGCCUGGUGGGCCGGCGUCUGCGUGGCAGACCUGGCGGCGGCUUUGUCGGCGCCGACGCGCGGUGACGGGCGGGAGGCGCGGUGCCGCGUGAUGCACGCGUACCACACGCGCUGCCGGCUGCGGCGCGUCUUCAUCGGGGAGUGGAGGACCGUGGCGGGCUGCGACGAGGCCUGCCCAGCGAACAGCCGCCUCGAGACGUGCACGUCUGUGUGCCCGCCGUCGUGCGCGAUGACCACCUCCGACUGCGAGUGGCCGUGCGUGUCGGGCUGCCAGUGCAAGCGCGGCUUCUUCCGCCAGGGCGGCACCUGCGUGCCCCCGGAGGGCUGCGGCUGUUUCGACGGCAGCUCCUACUACGCGGUGGGGCGUCGGUUCAGGGAGUCGGACUGCUCCACGCUCUACACCUGCCAUGGAAACCGCUCGCUGACCCAGCGCCGUGACCCCUGCGAGCCUGGCUACAAGUGCCAGCUGCAGGACGGCGACUACGGCUGUGUGGCGGCUGAUGAGAUGACCGUGGGGUGCUUUAACGAGCGGAUGAUGGUGGCCAUCUCGAAGCGCCUGGUCCUGGGCCAGAACGUCUCUUCCCUCUCGCUCAUCUCCUCUGGUCCAGGCUGCGAGCUCCGUGACACGGGGCCGAUCAUCUCCUUCAACAUCUCCCUGCGCGAGUGUGGCACCAUCUUCAAGGAAACGAAGGACUACUUUGUGUUCAAGCAAACGGUGACGUUGAAAAACAUCUCUGCGAACAUCAUCACCUACGAGUGGCUGAUCGUCAUCAUCACUGCUGUAUGCAAAAUCCCAAGGACAAAGCUCCUGAGCGAAGACCCGUUCCGUGUCAACACGACCAGCGUAGCGCUGAGCCAAGUGGCGUACAGCGACCUGCACCUCCGGAUGGAUCUGUUCCAGACGCCGGACUUCGCGAGGCGCUACGAGCCGCUCGAGUACCCCAUCGCCGUGCGGCCCCGACAGCCCCUCUACCUGCAGGUGUCGAUCCGCACCGGCCUGGAGCUCGCCGCCUUCACGGUGGACUGCUUCGCCACGCCGGGCAGCAGCCCCCAGGGACCCUACAAGGCCUACCUCGUCCGCGAUGGUUGCCUCCAGAUGGAUACCGUCAACCUGACGCUGAGCGACAUCGUCCGGCGGUUCUCCUUCAAGGCGUUUGGAUUCGCCGGCUCUAAAACGCUGUACGUCCACUGCUCGACCAUCGUGUGCGGGAAGACCAAGGCGGCGUCGCGGUGCCGGCAGGGCUGCCUGUCGCAGAGGAGGCGGAAAGAGGCGGCGAAUGCGGUCGAGGGUGACGAGGAGACGACGGUGUUCGUCCUGACACGGGGGCCCUUCGUAUGGGAGGGGGACGACGACAAAGUGGUGGCGGAGACUGAGGGCACCGACACCCAAGGAACUUUUGCAGCCGUCGCUGGGAUCUUCGUGGCCCUGCUUCUGUUCCUCGUCCUCCUCGGCGGAGUCCUGUGCAUCGUCGAGGCCCUCUGCAGCAUGGACGCUGGACCGCCUGGCGGGUUGGGGGAUUUAAAAGUGGUGCAAGACGGCAAAAAAUCUUGUGCGAAACAUUAAAACGAGAACCAAUAAAGGAAUCCGCAAAA